Camellia sinensis is the source of this 1257-nucleotide messenger RNA. The record is from RefSeq and is a predicted model, not a curated record. Lineage: Eukaryota; Viridiplantae; Streptophyta; Magnoliopsida; Ericales; Theaceae.
AUGUGUAAAGUCUUCCCAUCCAGCUUGGGAGAAAUCGGACUCCGAUGGUUCGAUCGACUCCCCGCUGGAUUGAUCCGUGGUUGGAAGCAACUCUCCGAAGAGUUCCUAGCCAGGUUUGUCUCCAACACUAAGAUUCCGAAAAAGCCGGAUACACUGUUUGGCCUUCGAAAGGAGCAGGAAGAAACACUGCGCAGUUAUGCUAAGAGGUACUGGGAAGAAUACAAUGAUCUGGAGGAAAAUGUGUGUAGUGAACAGAUGGCCGUCUUGUCUUUCAAGCAUUGCCUGCGCUCGGAAAGUAAGUUGAGACAAACAUUUACCAAGCGCCCGGCCACAACAUUAAAAGACUUGCGUGCCAGGAUUAAGCAAUACGCUCGCCUUAAAGACGAUCAGAUCCCCAUUGAGGUAGCAUCAGCAGAACAAACAGCUUGGCACAAGAAGAGAACAGAUCGAGAAGAACAUAGAGGGAUCGCAGUGAAUGAAGUGGAUAAGUCCAAAUCCCACGAAGCCGUCGUGACUGUGUUCAAAGAGCCAAUUUAUCGAAUCCUGGAAAAGAUCAAGAGAGAGCCCUUCUUUGUUUGGCCGCCGAAAAUGUUGGGAGAUCCGGCUCGGCGCAAUCAAAUGCUCAGAUGCAGUUACCAUCAAAACAGGGGGCACAUGACUCAGAACUGUAGAGCACUGAAACAACACUUGGAAGACUUAGUAGCGGCUGGGCACUUUUGGGAUUACAUUGAUCAGGACAAGGAAGUGACCGAACCGGGGAACCCACCACCAGAACCAAAUAUUGAGCAUCCACCUCGGCUGAUAAUAAAUGUGAUAUAUGGGACAGCGACUCAGGAACCUGAGGAGACACUGAGAGAAGAGAUUGCUAAGGCUGUGCAAAUCCAACAAGUCAUGUCAGUGGAGCCCGUAUCGAAAAAGGUACAGACGGUAGAAGUGGCCGAACAGCCAGUCUUAGAAGGUGUGGGGGGAGCCCCAGAGGAGAAGAUAGUAGAGGAUUUGGAGAGAGUCCUUGUAAAAGAGGAUGACCCAGAAAAGUACUUCCUUAUCGGGUUGGACCCAGAAUUUGCUUGCCACAAGCUCAACAUCAACCCUUCAGCUCGGCCCAUUGUGCAGAAAAGUCGGAGAUUCUCAGUUGAGCACACCGAAGGAGUAAUUGUCGAAGUCGAAAAACUCCUGGCUUCAGGAGCAAUCAGAGAAGUUCAGUACCCGCAAUGGUUGUCUAACAUAGUUGUAGUCAAGAAGAAGAACGGAAAAUAG